AGAAUUGCACCUCCCAGGAGAGGACCCUGUCCUCUUCCCUCAUCUCCGCUCCUUCCUUCGGGCAAAGGGGUGCUUCCAUCUGCAUGCCCACUCCACCCCUAGGCUUCAUCUGUCAAGCAGAGAUGACUGUCAAGUUAGAUUUCGAGGAGUGUCUCAAAGACUCACCCCGUUUCCGGGCCUCUAUUGAGUUGGUGGAAGCUGAAGUGUCAGAACUGGAGACUCGAUUGGAAAAGCUCCUCAAGCUGGGCACUGGGCUCCUGGAAAGUGGGCGUCAUUACCUAGCCACCAGUCGUGCCUUUAUUGCUGGCAUUUGUGACCUGGCCCGCCUGGGUCCACCAGAGCCCAUGAUGGCGGAAUGUCUGGACAAAUUCACUGAGAGCCUGAAUCACAAGCUAGACAGCCACGCAGAGCUUCUGGAUGCCACCCAGCAUACACUGCAGCAACAAAUCCAAAAUCUGGUCAAGGAAGGUCUCCGGGGUUUCCGAGAAGCUCGUCGGGAUUUCUGGCGGGGGGCUGAGAGCUUGGAGGCUGCUCUUAUUCAUAAUGCUGAAGUGCCCAGGCGCCGGACCCAAGAAGCAGAAGAAGCAGUAUUAGCUUUAAAGGCUGCUCGAGCCGGAUACCGGGGCCGUGCACUGGACUAUGCCCUGCAGGUCAACGUGAUUGAGGACAAGAGGAAGUUUGACAUCAUGGAGUUUGUACUACGGUUGGUGGAGGCCCAGGCAGCUCAUUUCCAGCAGGGCCAUGAGGAACUGAGCCAGUUGGCCCAGUAUCGAAAGGAACUGGGUGCCCAGUUGCACCAGCUGGUCUUGAAUUCAGCUCGUGAGAAGAGAGACAUGGAACAGAGGCAUGUGCUACUAAAACAGAAGGAACUAGGUGGGGAGGAACCAGAACCCAGCCUACGGGAAGGGCCUGGCGGCCCAGUGAUGGAAGGACAUCUUUUCAAAAGAGCCAGCAAUGCCUUUAAGACCUGGAGCAGGCGCUGGUUCACUAUUCAGAGCAACCAACUGGUCUACCAGAAGAAGUACAAGGACCCUGUGACUGUGGUAGUUGACGACCUUCGUCUCUGCACAGUGAAGGUCUGCCCUGAUUCAGAAAGGCGGUUUUGCUUUGAGGUGGUGUCCCCUAGCAAGUCUUGCCUUCUCCAAGCAGACUCCGAGCGCCUCCUGCAACUUUGGAUCAGUGCUGUGCAAAGCAGCAUUGCUACCGCCUUCAGUCGGGCUCACCUUGAUAACAGCCCUUGGGGUUCAGGCCAGGUUUCAGGACACUUGGCCGUGGGCUCUGCAACCACCAUGGGUUAUGGUGAUGCGAAUAGGAGAAGGGAACCUGGGAGAGGUGGGCAUGUGGCCGCACAAGUACAGAGUGUGGAUGGCAACGCUCAGUGCUGCGACUGCCGGGAGCCAGCACCUGAAUGGGCCAGCAUAAACCUUGGUGUCACCCUCUGCAUUCAGUGCUCUGGCAUCCACAGGAGCCUUGGCGUUCAUUUCUCCAAAGUGCGGUCUCUGACCCUUGACUCGUGGGAGCCGGAACUAGUGAAGCUAAUGUGUGAGUUGGGAAAUGUCAUCAUCAACCAGAUCUAUGAGGCUCGUGUGGAGGCCAUGGCAGUGAAGAAGCCAGGGCCCAGCUGCUCCCGGCAGGAGAAAGAGGCCUGGAUUCAUGCCAAAUAUGUGGAGAAGAAGUUCCUGACCAAGCUUCCUGAGAUUCGAGGGCGAAGAGGUGGCCAGCGACCUCCAAGAGGACACCCUCCUGUGCCCCCAAAACCUUUAAUUAUGCCCCGGCCUGGAAGCUUCAAAUGCAAACCAGAAGCCUCCUCUGAUGACCUGGGAUCCCUCCAUCCUGGGGCCCUGUUGUUUCGAGCUGCUGGGCACCCUCCAUCCCUUCCUACCAUGGCUGAUGCUCUUGCCCACGGAGCAGAUGUCAACUGGGUCAAUGGAGGUCGAGAGAAUGCCACACCGCUGAUCCAGGCCACAGCUGCUAAUUCUCUUCUGGCCUGUGAGUUUCUUCUUCAGAAUGGAGCUAAUGUGAACCAAGCAGACAACCAUGGUCGAGGGCCACUCCACCAUGCAACAAUCCUUGGCCACACUGGCCUGGCCUGCCUAUUCCUGAAAAGGGGAGCAGAUUUGGGGGCUCGAGAUUCUGAAGGCAUGGACCCACUGACCAUCGCCAUGGAAACAGCCAAUGCUGACAUCGUUACCCUGUUGCGAUUGGCGAAGAUGAGAGAGGCUGAAGUGGCCCAAGGCCAGGCAGGCGACGAGACCUAUCUCGACAUCUUCCGAGACUUCUCCCUCAUGGCCUCGGAUGACCCCGAGAAGCUGAGCCGUCGGAGCCAUGACCUCCACACCCUCUAAGGGGGCUGCCGCCUCCCCAUUAAAGACUCCAUGC
Messenger RNA from Suncus etruscus (white-toothed pygmy shrew), 2379 nucleotides. RefSeq names its product ArfGAP with coiled-coil, ankyrin repeat and PH domains 1 (gene ACAP1). NCBI's taxonomy places the organism in Eukaryota, Metazoa, Chordata, Mammalia, Eulipotyphla, Soricidae. Bases 84 to 2345 code for a protein of 753 amino acids. Gene Ontology annotation, molecular function: GTPase activator activity; protein binding. The transcript is spliced from 22 exons. Gene Ontology annotation, cellular component: cytoplasm. The record is from RefSeq and is a predicted model, not a curated record.